Molecule: messenger RNA, 911 nt
Organism: Wyeomyia smithii (pitcher-plant mosquito)
Lineage: Eukaryota; Metazoa; Arthropoda; Insecta; Diptera; Culicidae
Gene: FRG1
Product: protein FRG1 homolog
Exons: 4
Coding region: 28-855 (275 amino acids)
Cellular component (GO): catalytic step 2 spliceosome; striated muscle dense body; nucleolus
Molecular function (GO): actin filament binding
Source: RefSeq, a predicted model, not a curated record
UCGAAAGUUAGUCCCUUUUAUCGAUUUAUGACAGAUCAACAUCCAAUAAUGUCCGAAUACACUGCAGUGAAGAGUAGCAAACUAGUACUUAAGGGAGAAAGCUCCAAGAGCUCCAAACGUAAGCACAAAAAGCACAAGAAAGAAAGUAAAGAAGGUUCCUCAUCUGCCAAGCGCAACCGGGUCGAGGUCGAUGAGGACGCUCAAAAGCACGGCGGCUGGUGGAAAGUAACGAAGCUAGCCGAAAUUACCGGUUCGGUGGCAGUUCAAUUUGGCAAGCGGGCCUUCAUUAGGGCACUAGACAAUGGCCUUUUUACGCUGGGGGCGCCACACGACGAAGGUGAUGGACCGGAUCCGGAAGAGAUAUUCACCGCCGUGCUGAUCAACGAGGAGAAGGUAGCCUUCAAGUCCGGCUACGGCAAAUAUUUGAAGGUGGAAAAGGAUGGCAUGGUGACGGGCAGAUCGGACGCUGUUUCGGCGGUGGAACAGUUUGAGCCGGUCUUCGAGGGGAACAAGAUGGCACUGCUAGCCGCCAAUGGAUGUUUUAUUUCGGUUGAUCCUGAGGACGAUGCAGUUGUGGCUAUUAAAAAAAAGGUCGGCGAAAACGAGGUCUGCGUUGUGAGAAGCUGCGCGGUGCGUGAACAGAAAUCCACUAAGGAGGUGGCUGUCGAAGAGGAAGGCGACCUGGACCAAGUGGAAGUUAAUUACGUGAGGAAGUUUCAGAAGUUUCAAGAUAAAAAACUACGUGUCAACACUGAGGACAAAGCGGCAUUGAAGCAGGCUAAGGAAGAAGGGGCACUGCACGAAGCUUUAUUGGAUCGGCGAAGCAAAAUGAAAGCGGACCGAUACUGCAAAUAGUUUAGUGGAUUCUUUCUAAAGAGCAACAAUAUAACGUGUAUCACACUAGAAAAUUG